This is a messenger RNA of Trichoderma atroviride IMI 206040, 1080 nucleotides long. RefSeq lists its product as uncharacterized. Gene Ontology annotation, molecular function: glycosyltransferase activity. The record is from RefSeq and is a predicted model, not a curated record. Gene Ontology annotation, cellular component: membrane. Lineage: Eukaryota; Fungi; Ascomycota; Sordariomycetes; Hypocreales; Hypocreaceae.
AUGGCGUCGUGCUUCAACUGGCUGCUGGCGCGCCGUUUCAGGAGAGUUACAACCAUCUUGGCCGGCCUGAUACUCUCCAUCGCCACCAUUGUGUUCCUUGUCAACAACCUGGGCCCGGCUCCGGCUUUGCCCAAAGGCAGGCCGAAGGCAUCAUCUUCCGGCGAUGAAGCAUUAAGCUCUGGAUAUCCUCUCUGCAGCGAUCACACAAACCCCAAUGUCACUUACCCCCUGGAAUCAUGGCGGGCUGCAGCUGAGACCAAGUAUGGCGGGCAUCUGGAUGACAAGUUUACAAUCGCCAUGUCGACUUUCCAUCGCCCCAAGGAGCUCCAUCGCACAUUGACUACUCUCCUGUCUGCCGAGAUCCCAUCACUACUCGAAAUAGUCGUUAUAUGGAACAAUUUUGACGAAAAGGAGCCUGACAGCUUUGUCUCCGAGUCCGGUGUCUCUGUGCGAUACCGUAAACCGACUCGCGACAGCCUCAACGAGAAACUCUGGCCGGAUCCCACAUAUCGCACAAAGGCCAUUCUUCUCACCGACGACGAUGUCUUUUACCGCCCUGACGAUCUCGAGUUCGUGUUCCAGAUGUGGCGCAAAUUUGGAAAAGAUCGGAUGACGGGAGCCCUUGCGCGCUGUGUUUCGGCUCUCCCGUCUGGCGAGUGGGAUUACAACUUUUGCUCUCAGAGGGAGCACGAGGACGUUUACUCCAUCGUCUUGACCAAUCUGGCUUUUACACACAUUGCGUUCCUGGACUAUUACUUUUCCGACGAUGCUGCUGUCACAAAGAUCCGCAAAUACGUGGACGAUGCCUUCAACUGCGAGGAUAUUGGCCUCAACUUUGUCUCUUCCAUGUUGACCGGUUCAGGGCCCCUUUUGGUCCGCGGCCGCCAUCAGUACGUCAAUCUGGAUCCUGCAGGCGGCAUCAGCAGGAAACCAGGCCACAUGGAAGCUCGCAGCAAAUGCCUCAACGUCUUUUCCGAAGCCUUUCAGUGCAUGCCGCUGGUCAACGAAACGGGACGGAUAGAACAUGGAGUCAAACACAAUGUAUGGUACAAGUCUCUGUGGGACGUGAUUCACGGCUAG